UCGUUGUUCGCUCGUUCACCGUUGGAAAAGUUUUGUAUCUGCCGUCCAAGUUGCAUUUUUAAUAUUAUCCUGUUUUCUGCGUAUCAAUCCGGCUGAUCGCGAUUGCAUUUGCACUCAUUUCGAUAAGUAACAUCCGAGCAAGUGAAACAUAAUUGAAUUUGCAUUGUUGUGCAUGAACAUAGUGCGUGAAACGCGGGGACUGUUGUUGCUGUUGCUGUUAUGGUUUAACGCUUUUUUUUCCAUCGCUGCGGGAUUUAUUCGAGUCUUGUGAAAUUUCUGUGAAAAUCCUGUUUUUCUUCGGUUAGCAGCAGGAUGGACGAUUUGCUGCAUAAAUUUAAUGAAAUAAUCCUGCAGACGAUUUCGGCGGAAUCCCGUCUGGAGGAGGAAUUUACGAAAAGCGUCAGGAAACUGGAUGAACAUGUCACGCAAUCGAUCGCCACUGGAACGCCAGUCCAGAGCAAAAAGCGUCCGAAAAGGCUUGAUUCUACAUACGACGGAGGGCACGAAACGUCUACGUCGUCCAAUAGUUCGAUAUGUGCACCCAAGCCGAGUAAUAAAAAGAACAGCCUUCAGGACAAGUCACGGGAAAAGGCACGGUCGUUGGUGGAGGAGAUGGCUGCUGUUGCUCAGCCGCCACCGCCGCUGCCAGUAGCUGAGGAACGCAACCAGGAGAUGGAGACAACGCAACAAGAGAGGCGCCCGCACCGUACAGCUCGGGUCAAGGCCAAUCAGAAUUUGAAGGAACCGAAAUUGGGGACGAAAAUCCGGCAACCGAGCAUAACGAUCAAAAAGGAACGCAUUUCGUUGGAGAUUGCGAAAGAGCAACCGCAAAUAGAGGAACCGAUGGAUAUGGAUGUGGAGAAUGAUGCCAAUGCGAUGAACGGUGUGGUUGAGCAGCAGGAGCAGGAGAAGGAUUCGGAGAAACGCAAGUCUAAUGAUGAAGGAUUUGGAAGCACUAACGAGAAGGAAAGGGAAAUUGAUGAACCUUCAUCGAGAGAAAUGUCUGUCAUUAUUAUACCGAAGCCAAUUACGAAGGUGGAAGUUCUUUCUGAUGACGAGGAUGCGGAAAAGAUGCCACCUCCUAUGUUGCCACCACCUCCGCCGGCCCUGAAAACAAAAACUCGCACGAAAAAAGUCGACAAAUCGAAGGUCAAGGGUUUGGAAGGGGUCCCGGUGGCAAUCAAGCUCGAGAAGGACGCAGCUGAGACGUCUUCAACUUCGGCUGUUUCGUCAGCGGAAUCCACCACUUCGUUCAAUUCGACCAAAAGCUCCAAUCGCGGCCGAAAGAAGAAGACCACCCAGCCAGAACCGGUGGCACAGAUUCACAUCAAAUCGGAAAAACUAUCCACCGACGGUAACAAGAGUGCCAACAAGACGAAAACCGUUGAAACCCCCAAAACGAACAGCCCGGCCCACUCUGACAAGUCCGUUUACGAAGAUGCCUUGGAUGGAGAUACCGUCAUGCGUCCGGUUGCCAUCGCUUUGAGUACGAUGCCGAUGAUUGCCAAUGGCGAAAAGAAUCAGUCCUAUACCAUGGACAAAAAUGGAACCUUCUCGGUUCCGACGUCCAAUGGGACCUUUGUCAUGCCGUCUCCAGUUAAUGGCACUUUCAACAUCAAAUCUCCGGAAAAUGCCGGCAAUGCUACAUUCGAUGUCCGGCAGCUUCCGGGGCCAGGCAAUAGCACCUUUGUGCUGGACAAACCGAAACCGAUCGAAGACCAACAGCGAGCGAUAAACAAUGCCAGCAUCAUGACCGAGGAUAAUUCCCACAUCGAGGAAAGUCCUGAGAAACCACCCCCAAAGGCGAAGAAACCAGCUGUAGCCAAAAAGCCACAAACCGCAAAAGGUUCCAAGAAGCACAACGAGCUCUUCUCGCUUCAGUCUCCGGUCAAGACCAGAAUCGAAGCAUUCGAAAAGGCCGCCGUCGGAUCACCCUUCCAUGCUCGCAGCGGUGCUUCCAACAAAAACACGACCCCAUCCCAACAGGUCCGUUUCCCUUCGAAGACCGCAACCACUCCACUCGCUUCCCAGCGGUACCCAGCGUCGGCCAAGGUCAGCACCACCCAGACCACUCCAACAGCGCAAAACUGUUUCUCACUUUCCAAGGGAAUCUCCUCAUCCGCCUCCAAGUUGGCACAUCUGCAGAAGAAACCCACCCUGGCAUCGGCCAACCUACCCAAAUCGCAGAGUCUUUCCCGGGAGCCAAGCAUCGAACGGGUGGGAACCCUCUCGUCUGCAUCGUCCAGCUCAUCGCUGGCGCUGGAUGAAAAGAAAAAGAAACGUGAAGAGAAGCAACGGCUGGCCCAGCAACAGCGGGAGCAGAUUGAGAAAGAGAAGCGCGAAAAUGCCGAACGGUUGAUGAAGGAAAAGGAGGAGAAACACCGGAAGCUGGUGCAGGAAAAAGAGGACAAACUGCGCGCCGAUCUGGUCAAAAAAGCCAAGAAGAUGGAGGAGUUCGAGAAGAGGCGGCACCUGGAGGAGCUGAACCAGCGGAUGCUGGCCGACCAGAAGCGGGACGAGUUGUCUAAGCUGGAACAGCAGCACAAACUCGAACGGGAACAGGCCGAACUUUUCAAGAUCAACCAAACCAAGGAAAACUACGAAAUCAAACUGCACAAGCAAAUGUACCAGCAGAAGAUGCAACAGCAACAGAAACUCCAACAGGCUCAGGUCCUACAGCAGCAGCAGCAGCUUCAGUUGAAAAAGCAAAAAUCGAACGGCGCAGAAAAGAGCUACUUCACCUUCGACAUGAUCCAAACAGACGAUUCAACCGACGACGAGAGCACCAGUGCCCACAAGAAAACCAAACGUCCCCCGCUGCCGGCGUGGUGUUCCAAGGAAGAACGCAAUCACACCAUCCGGAUACAGCGCGAAAUCAAUCUGAACGUGAUCGAUCUGUUCUACUCGGUGGCCCCGAUGACGCCGGACCUGCGGGAGAUUUUCCCCUCCAUCGAUGCACGCAAGCUCAAGCGAAACUCGAGUGCCGUCUGGCGGACACCGCCGCGGUACUCCCAGAUGCCCAAGUACUGAGUUUAAAUUACUAUUACUACUCUUAUUACUGCUACUUACUAAGCUCUCACUAACAAAAAACAUCCGUGCCGAUCGGAUCCUAUACCCCGUAACCAGGAAUCAUAAGGGUAAUUGUGUGUGUGUUCUUUCAUGUGCCUGUGUCACUUGAACCGAACCCGAUUCGGGCUCUUGUGUUGAUGGACAUUGUUGAAUUUAGAUAGAUAGGUACGUUGAGUUUGUCACGUUUUCGAAGCAAUUUUACACAAAUUGAGCUAGGUGCUCGAAAUCGAAAAUAAAAAAAAAACCUAGAUCAACUAACCCAACUAAAAUUAAACUCAACCAGUACACGAACACGGCAAGCUCUCUCAGUUUUACAUCGUUUGACUUUUGAGCAAAGUUAUUUGUGUGAUCUGAAUUUUAGAAAUCAAUGAUUAUUUGUCUCAUUACGUCGUUCUUUUGUUAAUAUGUUUCCUAAUAUCGCAAAAUACAUUCUAUUAUUCGAAAUUUGAACGUAUUAAGUAUUAAAAAUAAUAAAUUUUGAAUGAUUUUUUUUUGUAAAAA
Ochlerotatus camptorhynchus is the source of this 3570-nucleotide messenger RNA. RefSeq names its product Inner centromere protein (gene Incenp). Bases 313 to 3030 code for a protein of 905 amino acids. Gene Ontology annotation, biological process: meiotic spindle midzone assembly; mitotic cytokinesis; metaphase chromosome alignment. Gene Ontology annotation, cellular component: midbody; meiotic spindle midzone; chromosome passenger complex. Lineage: Eukaryota; Metazoa; Arthropoda; Insecta; Diptera; Culicidae. The record is from RefSeq and is a predicted model, not a curated record. The transcript has 4 exons.